Molecule: messenger RNA, 3276 nt
Organism: Myodes glareolus (Bank vole)
Lineage: Eukaryota; Metazoa; Chordata; Mammalia; Rodentia; Cricetidae
Gene: Nxpe3
Product: neurexophilin and PC-esterase domain family member 3
Source: RefSeq, a predicted model, not a curated record
GGUGCCGUAGCCGGGUCAGGAAGCCGGGAGAGAACGGCCUGGUGCAGACACCACCCAUCGGGGCGUUCACGUCCUGUCGAAGGGCGAGCGGCGGGUGAGACUCGAGACCCGCCUCCAUGAAUGCACUGGGUCCUGCUGUGAGGCACUCGAAUUGAGAAGGUCUAGGCAAACAUGCCUCUUGAACCAUCGCUGUCUCUCCUCUGCAGAGCUCUUAUGCUCACUGGCAGACUAGAAGCAAGUUAAACGGAACACGCAUCCGCAGCUCAAACGACGGCAUGGCGCUUUGAAGGUGGAAGUAGCAUGGUGUCGGCCAUGGGUCAUCAGGACACAGCCGGACAAUGUGGACCACUUUCUUCAAACUACGAGUCUUCUGCUGUCUGUUUGCAGUGCUAAUGGUGGUGGCGCUGGUCGUCAAUGUGACUCAGGUGGAGUAUUUGGACCAUGAGACGCUCUCAGGGACAUUCAUCGACAGCAGUGGCCAGUUUGUUUCCCCGCAGGCAACGGGCAUUAGCCGGAAUCCAUACUGUGGUUAUGAGCACCAGGCCCUGUCCAGUCAGGAACGCUUAGAAGAGGAUGCAUUGCUUGCUGCCUCAAAGUGGCAGGUGCCUGAUGUGGACUUGGUCCCUUUUGUGAAGAGCACCGACCCUUCCUCCAGCUAUUUUGUCAUCUUGAAUUCUGCAGCCUUCUUCAAGGUGGGGAGCCAGCUGGAGGUGCUGGUUCACGUGCACGAUUUUGAAGGGAAGCCCAAGAAGUAUGGCGGAGACUACCUGCAGGCCAGAAUUCACUCGCCCAAGCUGCAGGCGGGGGCCAUGGGCAGAGUGGUAGACUACCAGAAUGGAUUUUACAAAGUGUUUUUUACCCUGCUCUGGCCUGGCCGAGUUAGAGUGUCCAUAUCUCUGGUUCACCCCAGUGAAGGGAUCAGAGUUCUUCAGUACCUGCAGGAAGCUAAACCAGACAGGGUCUAUUUCAAGAGUCUCUUCCGCUCGGGAAGGAUUUCGGAAACGAUGAAGUGCAAUGUGUGCCUCCCGGGAAGUCUUCCCCUGUGCAACUUUACAGACCUCUACACAGGGGAGCCCUGGUUCUGCUUCAAACCAAAGAAGCUCCCCUGCAGCAGCAGAAUCAACCACUUCAAGGGCGGAUACAUGAAGGGCCUUCUCACUGCUGCGGACAGUGCUUUCUUUCAGAGUGGUGUCAAUAUCAAAAUGCCGAUCAACUCCAGCGGACCUGACUGGGUGACUGUGAUUUCCAGGAGAAUGAAAGAAUAUGGGGAAAGCCUGGGAUUUCUUCAAGCGAAGCCAACAGGAAGUAUUGCCUGUAAGCUUGCAGGACAGCAAAUAUGUGAAACUGAUGACCUAGAAGUAUCUCAAGGUUCAGGAACUUUUCCUUCUGGAUAUUUCUACAAAGACCAGUGGAGGCCCAGGAGGUUUAAGAUGCGCCGUUUUGAUGACCCUGAUAACAUCACAGAAUGCUUGCAAAGAAAAAUGGUGUAUUUAUUCGGUGACUCAACCAUCAGGCAGUGGUUUGAAUACCUCACUAUGUUUGUCCCAGAUUUAGUGGAGUUCAAUUUGGGUAGUCCCAAGAACGUUGGUCCCUUCCUUGCAGUGGACCAGAAACACAACAUCUUGCUCAAAUAUCGCUGCCAUGGUCCACCCAUCCGCUUCACGAGUGUCUUCAGUAAUGAGCUUCACUAUGUGGCCAAUGAACUGAAUGGGAUUGUGGGAGGGAAGAACACAGUGGUGGCCAUAGCUGUGUGGUCUCACUUUAGCACAUUCCCCUUGGAAGUCUAUAUCCGGAGGCUCAGGAACAUCCGACGAGCUGUGGUCCAACUCUUGGAUCGAAGCCCUAAGACUGUGGUUGUCAUCCGGACAGGCAAUGCCCAAGAGCUGGGGCCUGAGGUCAGCCUUUUCAACAGUGACUGGUACAACUUUCAGCUGGACACUGUCCUUCGGAGGAUGUUCUCAGGGGUUGGAGUCUAUCUUGUCGAUGCCUGGGAGAUGACCUUGGCUCAUCAUCUACCCCACAAGCUGCAUCCAGAUGAAGUGAUUGUGAAGAACCAGCUGGACAUGUUCUUAUCUUACGUAUGCCCCUUGGAGACCUAACUAUCUACUAAAGGAAUCACAUUUGGUGACCUUUCCAAUUGACUUGUAGUAUAGAAAAUUUGUGAUUGGCUCCAUUGUGAGAUGGAUGUUAUUAAUAUGUUUGACAUUUCAAAAAAAAGAGCUGUACUUUGCAUAAUGACUUGUAAAGAACUUAGGCAGCGUAGACUGCAUUUGUAUCUACCUGUAGGAUUUUUCCGUCUUGACACAGCCAUUGUAGAGCUCUUAUUAACAGCAUCUACACACUGUAUUGCCCUGUAACCAAAGAUGCUAACGAGUGUAUUUGAGCUAGCUUCUCCCGGGGUGGAGAUUUCUGUGCUAAUGCCUCCGUGAAGUGUUUUGAGUAAACAGAAUGGAUAGAUUUGGUUGGCAGUGCUUUGUGUUCCAUUUGCCUGGUAAAGGAAGUGGAACACGUCUUCAUGAUCAGCACAAGGAUCCCUCCUCAGGAAUAGAGCAUUUAUCGCCAGAGGUUCUCAAGGCCACGCUGAAGACUGCUGUAUCUCAGGAGUUUCUAUUGACUUUUUUCCCCUGAAUUACUUGGAAAGGCCAAUGUGUGUGGUCAGAAUUUUAUAAUAAGGAUAUUAACAAUUUCCUGCUUUUGUCUUGGAAAGAAGCAAAACAGAAGCAGAAAUCUGUGCUUUGGAUUGGUAUUCACAUUUGAUAAUUAUUUCUUACUAGAUUCAGCUACAUUUUAGGUGAUGAACAGUUAUUCUAGAAUGACUGCUUUUGGAAACAAAUAUGGAAACAGAAGUUUAUUUUCAUGUUCUGGAGCGUGUGCGUUUUGAGAACUGAUUCUUAUGUAAAGAAUGCUGCCGACUGUCAUAACAUUGUAGAGUUUCUCCAAUCAGCAGUUCCAAGUGUUUCUCUUCUCUUUUAGCUGUCAUGAAGCAUAUGCUGAGUUAGACAUUAAACCAGAUCAGAAAUUAAUAAAAUUAGAUAUUAAAGUCUAUGGUAGGUAUUUUUUGAUUUGGGCAUAAAUUAUACAUACACAUUAUCUCAUGCUUGGGAAUAAAAAGCUCCUAUUUAGCUCUCUGUUAUUCCUGCUAGCUUUUCGUCUUUAGGGACUGUGGCUCAAACCCAAGACCUUGACCAUGCUAGGCAGACGCUCGGCUCUCCGGAGUUACAUUCCUAACCCAUUUCUGAACAUCCAAAAAUAAAAGGAUUGGCCAUUUUUAUUGGA